AGAACCGACAUCACUUUUGCUUCAUCUUUCUUACUUUUCAGUCUAGCUUAUUCCAGAGGGCGUCAUAAAUUGCAGACCGGUUUUCGGGCUACUUUUUAGUAAUCUCUCUUCGGUGUAAAUUCGUAUAAAAAUGAACGAAAAUUUGUUGACACGUAUAAAAAACAGAUUAAAGUCAGAUCAUUAUUCAAUGAAUAAUGAAUGGUUAAGAGAGUGUGUGGAAUACAGUGUGAGUCAACACGAAAAUUCCAGCGCAGAAGAAAUUCUGAAGUUUGUGAGAGAUCAAUGGCACCUCAGUGAUUUACGUGAAAUUAAUAAUGAAAAUGGAUGUUUACCUCGUAACCUUUCACAACAACCGUUUAUUACGCUGCCUGAAAAAUAUAUUCUCCAGGUGGAACAGAUGUAUGAUAUUGCGACAUCGAAGUACAAGCAGUUGGAACAGAUUAGAAAUAUACAUAUUUCGGAAGAAGAGAUAUCUGAAGCAGAAAAGAUAGAAAAAUAUGAACCCACCAAAAAGAGAAUGAUGCAAUUACGAUUAACAGACGGAUUGCAAGAUAUAAUUGGGAUUGAAUACAGCUACAUGCCCCAAUUAAAUGAUAUGUUAUUACCAGGAUGUAAAGUUAUGAUACUGGGACCAGUAAAAUGUCGUAAAGGUGUUUUAUUAUUGGAGAAAAAAAAUUUUAAGGGCAUUGGUGGUGAAGUAGAUAGUUUACUAUUCCAUAAUGCUGUGGAAAAUGUUUUAGCCAGAGCUUUGAAUUUGCCAGAGAACCCAAAUCCUUAUAAUGAUGAUGAAACGCAACCAAAUAAUGUUAAACAAGAAGAACUGAAAGUGGAUAAUUUGUUUGAAGACGACUUCGAAGUGAAUUUUAAUGAUCUUGAUCUAAUUGAAGAUUCGCUUAAGGAUAAUAUGUCUACUAAAGAUACGACGAAAAUAAAAAUUGAAAACACUAAUACUGCGAUUAAAAAUGUUCAACAUAGUGCGAAGGGGGACAUUUUGGAUGAUGAUGAUGAUUGUCUCUUAGAAAUGAUUGAUGAAAGUCAGUUUGUGGAGAAAAAAGUGGAACAAAUUAAUGUUACAUCACCUUAUACAACAUUACCAUCUGAAGCUGAUGAUAUUAUUGUAAUAAAUGAAGAUGUGCCAGACACGAAAGCUGAUAUCCUUAAAAAACCGACAUUACCUUCUGAUAGAGCAAAUUCAACGACUAUUAGUUUCCAAUCAGGAAUAAACAAUAAGCAACAAGCUUCGUUAAAUCUUGGAAAGAGAAAUGUUCCAAUGUCUCCACCUGAAGUAUUAACCGUAAAGAGGGGCAAAAUGGGCAAGCAGACAGCAGAAUCCUCUAAAGUAUUAAAUUUUUCGGAACCGAAAAUCACAAAAUUUCUGAAACCAUUAAAUACUCCAGAAGAUUCAAAAGCAUCAAUCCUUUCGAAUCAGCCGAUAAUAAAUAAUUUUACUCAGCCGUCCAAUACUUUCCGAGAAACGAAACUUACAGAAUGUACAAAAGCAUUAAGCUCUCCAAGGGAAUCGGAAAUAAUCAAAUUCGGAGAACCAUUUAAUGUUCCACAAAAAACUGAAAAAUCUACGGAAUCGCAGAGUGUUCCAGGAGAAUUGGAACAUUGCGAAUUUAUUUGCACUAUAAAGAAUAGCGAAUUUACGGAAACUACGUAUAAAACAGUUCGAGCUCGUGUACAACAUCUUGGAAAGCUAGGCAAAAAAGACUCACUAUGGUCUUUGGACGGUGUGAUAGGAGAUGGUACUGAAACGAUAGAAGUUUUCUUUUCAAAUCAGGUGUUGCAAAAUUUAAUAGGUUUCAGCUACAAAGAGUUUUCAGUAAAAAAGAAAUUAAAGAAAUAUCCAGAAAUUGAACAAGAACUUAGAACGAGUCUGCGUAAUGCAGAUCAAAAAAUACAAACUUUAGAUGCUCUAGUACUACUAGAAUUAAGUGCAGACAAGAAGCCAACAGUGACUAAAAUCACUGAUUUGACUCAGGAACAAAAGCAAAUAUUAGAUAAAAAGGUAGAAAACUUCUCACUUAAAAAUGUUUAAAACAUAUCUAUAAAGGUGAAUCAACAGGAUUCCACAGUACGAGAUACUACGUUGUUAUAAUUAUGUUCUAAGGA
Messenger RNA from Ceratina calcarata, 2115 nucleotides. RefSeq names its product recQ-mediated genome instability protein 1. Gene Ontology annotation, biological process: double-strand break repair via homologous recombination; resolution of meiotic recombination intermediates. Bases 131 to 2041 code for a protein of 636 amino acids. Gene Ontology annotation, cellular component: RecQ family helicase-topoisomerase III complex; nuclear body. Gene Ontology annotation, molecular function: nucleotide binding. The transcript is spliced from 9 exons. NCBI's taxonomy places the organism in Eukaryota, Metazoa, Arthropoda, Insecta, Hymenoptera, Apidae. The record is from RefSeq and is a predicted model, not a curated record.